This is a messenger RNA of Glarea lozoyensis ATCC 20868, 3957 nucleotides long. RefSeq names its product SAICAR synthase-like protein. The transcript is spliced from 2 exons. NCBI's taxonomy places the organism in Eukaryota, Fungi, Ascomycota, Leotiomycetes, Helotiales, Helotiaceae. Gene Ontology annotation, cellular component: cytoplasm; nucleus. Gene Ontology annotation, molecular function: inositol hexakisphosphate kinase activity. The coding region runs from base 1 to 3957 and encodes 1318 amino acids. The record is from RefSeq and is a predicted model, not a curated record. Gene Ontology annotation, biological process: inositol phosphate biosynthetic process; phosphatidylinositol phosphate biosynthetic process.
AUGUCAAGUUCCCCUGAGCCCGACAAUGCCGUACCCACCACCCCGGUGAGGCCUGAGCAAGAUGCUGAUAACAAAAUUUCCCACCAUGUCUUCCCGACUAGAAGACCCAAGGACGCCCUCUCGUCGCGGGCUACAUCGUCCACCUCCUUGUUGACACAAGCCUUAGCUGGUCAAAGGACACCAGCAGAUCAUUCUUCUCCAGCGGCGGGCAAUAUAUCUACUCACUACUUCCCCGACCUGAUAUCUCGUAGCCCCACCACAGAACAGCAAUGGCGGCCCAAUGGAGGGCGUCUUGACGCACAUAACUCUUCACAGGUUCCUACCGGCAAGAUGACUUCGAUCGCUCCUGCCUCCAUGGCCGAUGUGCGCGCGACCGUCAGCUUAGGUGCGUCUCCGACGUCGUCAGAGUUUACUCUACUGCGCGAUCUGGAGAAUUUUGACGCUUUGUUCGCACACCGACAACUGUUCAAUCGCACGCGAGGACGUGGCACAUCUCUGGAGCGAACGGAAAAGGAGAAGAGAGUGCACGAAGUUCCAAAGGGUACUUUUUCUAUGAAUUUAGGAGAUACUGGCAUGACAACCCCCCCUCCCGCGACUGCUUCCAAGGCAGAAGAUCCCAUAUCAAGCAAAAUUCCGGUCGAGGGUCCAAGGGCAGAAUACCGAUCAUGGAGAGAUGCUCGUCAAAACAAACCCUCCGAAAAAGCAUGGUCAAUUGGUAAACCGGGAAAUAAAGAUAGUCAUGGUGGAGGGCAGGUUGAGAAGUCAAUCACAGAAGCUCUUGCGGGAAUUGAGCACAAUAAUCGGAGUCGAAAAGCGAGUCACAGUCUCGGUUUCUUCAAGGAAGGCUUGCCAGAAGACGGUUCGAAGAGACGCGAUCCCAAAAGCCGCGGCCGAUCGAAAGAUGGUAAUACCCGGCCAAAGACCCCAUCGGAGCACGAGCACGGCAAGCCAUGGGAUGGGAAGAGUGCUGCCUCCCGGGAGAGUUUAACGCUUCAGAGUCUCAAAUCUGCCUCGAAGCCUGCGCUGCAGUCACCACUGGAACAGGAUGAAGAUCUAGCCUUGCGGGCACAGGAAUUAUCCUUAAAUCCUACCCAGGUCCUCAACACGGAAGAAGGAUAUUUCGAUGUACCCCAUCCCGUCGCGAGAGAUUCUGCAGAGGAGUUAAGAACACUUCCUCCUCAAUUGCUGGCAGAAAUUCGAAAGCAUCAUAAUUUGACUCCAGGCGCUCCUCCUGGUACUUCUUUCUCGCGGAGCAUUCCAGUUACGGCAUCAGAAAGAGCAACACCAUUUGACGGAACCCUCUCGCAAACAGGAGAAGAAGACGAAGAUGGCAGUGAACUAACUCAAGUGAAAAGUACUGAUGAUGAGGAUUCUGGUGAAGAGCAGAUUUCCUCGGCUCUCUUCGUUCCCCAUCAGACACCCCAUGAAUCGCCAGAACUUCCUAGAGACGAAGUCUGCGCCAAAGAAACAAUAAGCGCACUAGACCCUCGUCGAUUGGACCGGACGCAUUCGCAGCAGUGGCUUGAAGAACAUGAAGUGCCUUCUGAUGAGGUCGACAACAAGUACAUUGAAAAAGAUGUCAAGACCCGGCGGCCCACGUUAGUUGGCGGAGUUCAUGCACAUAAAUUUCCUGUUAUUGAACAGGAUCACAAUGGUGUUUCUGAUAUCUCUGAUCUUGAGCAGGAUUCGCAUGACGACAAUGGUUAUUAUACCACUACCGGAGAUGAGUCAAGUCUCACUGAUGAUCCAGACACCACACCGACCGGGUCUCCGAAGAACACGCCUCGUCAGUCCAAGUCGCAUAAACACAGUUCAGCCGCCCAAUCAGCGAAGCCUGCACAGCCUUUGGAAGCUAUUGAGUUAAUUCCCUAUCGGCAUCAAGUUGGUGGUCAUACCACGAUGUGGCGAUUUUCCAAACGUGCUGUCUGUAAACAAUUGAACAACCGGGAAAAUGAAUUCUAUGAACAAGUUGAGCGUCAUCACCCCAAAUUGUUGAACUUCUUACCUAGGUAUAUUGGUGUUCUCAAUGUUACAUUUGAAAGGCAAACACGUCGCAAGUCUACCAAAAAGGAUACUGGUCAGGCAGCUACCGAACGCGAGGGUAUUUCUUCGACAAAUGAAUCGCAAGAUCAGAAAGAAGAAAAGCCAACCCAAGCGCAAGCUACAAAUGGGCAUGCUGGUGAAGAUCGAACACAUACGAGAAUGAUUAGUCAAUCCCUCAGUUCCUCGUCGGUACCUGUUCCGACAGUUUCCUUUGCAAACAAUAGACAUAUUAUCCCCACCAGCUUUCUACAACCGCAUCCCCACGCGAUUGAUAUCCAGCAUAGGUCAAAGAGUGAUGGGGCUACGGUACCUGCACGCGAUCAGCCUCAGUCCCAACCACCGUUGCCUGACACUCAAUUCACAUUCAGGCCAACCUUGUCUGAUAAACAUGCUGUCAGCUGGGGUGCCACCACUGUCAACAAAAGAUUGCGUAAUGAAGUCUUUGGCGAAGCUUUUUUGCAGCAACCCAUUCCAAUUCAUCGCCAUAAGAAGCCUGCGUCGCAAAAUCGUUCUUUACCUCAUCGCCAUGGUCGUCAUCAUUUACGACCUUCAAACUCCGAAUCCAGCCUUAAGACCGCGCAGCAUGGUAUUUCGUCAUCACAUCCAGCAGAAGAGUCAAUUCGAAAGAGAGCGCUAAAAGCAGCCGCCGAGCAACGAAUGAAUGGUGUUCCUGACACUUCGCAGGGACAACAACUAGAGCAGAAGGAUGGCAAGGUCUUGGAGGAAGAGGCAGAGUUUGACGAAAAGGCAGGAACUAGUGCACCUGAACCGGAAAUUUCUCGUAGUGAAAAUGGACCACAGAAGAAGCCAAAGAGACGAUAUUCAAGUGGUGGAUUAAGACGAAAGCCUUCGAAAGUAGAGGAUGGUCGUGGUAACUUAAAAUAUUUCGAAGAAGCAGAUGAUGCUGGAUACAAAGGUGAUGGUGAAGAAGAAGUCUUUAGUAUGGACCCUGAGCCGAUCACGCCGACUAGCGAUUCGCCCGCUUCGGGUGCAGCAGACCAGACACACGCUGUAAAGGAACCUUCCAUGGCAUCACCUUCUAGUUCCAAACCAGCGGCAGUUCCCGAUUCUAGUUUAUCAGCCAAGUUUCUUGACAUUCCUAGACCGGUCAACCCAAGGGAAGCACAAGAGGUGCAAACUCCAGAAGGUUCACGUGUCGAGUACUUUUUACUCUUAGAAGAUUUGACGGCAGGUAUGAAAAGACCUUGUAUAAUGGAUCUGAAAAUGGGAACUCGACAAUAUGGAGUCGAGGCGAAUGAAAAGAAGCAGAAAUCUCAACGACAGAAAUGUGAAGCUACGACGUCUAAGCAACUAGGUGUUCGACUUUGCGGUCUACAGGUAUGGGAUGUCAAAACCCAGACGUAUAUAUUCCAAGACAAGUACUUUGGUCGAGAUCUGAAAGCCGGACGCCAAUUCCAAGAUGCUCUUACACGAUUUUUAUACGAUGGAGUUGACUAUUCAAGCGUCCUCCGCCACAUUCCCACCAUCCUCCACAAACUCUCUCAGCUCGAAGUCCUCAUCCGCAGUCUCGCCGGCUACCGCUUCUACGCCGCCAGCCUCCUCAUGUUCUACGACGGCGACACGGAAGGUGAUGACGAGUCCGACAGCGCGGCCACGGAAAAGGACGACAAGCCGCCCAAAAAGAAGGAGAUUGAUUUCAAGAUCGCGGAUUUCGCGAAUUGUGUCACGAAAGAGGAUUUACAGACCGAUCGGCCUUGUCCGCCGAGACACCCUGAGUUACCGGAUCGUGGGUUUCUAAGGGGACUGAGGACGUUGAAGAGUUAUUUUUUGAAGAUUCAGAGGGAGAAUUCUGGUGGGGGGUUUGGGAUGAAUAGUAAUGAUGACGAUGGGAAUGAGACUGGUAUAUACGAUGGCGGGUUUGAUGAUGAUGAUGAGGGGGGGAUCAGCUAUUAA